CAUCUUUGCCACGAUCAUCAUCACCAUCACCAUCAUUGCCAUCAGCAUCAUCUUCACCAUCAUCAUCCUCAUCAUCACCAUCACCAUCAUCAUCACUGUCAUUAUCACCAUCAUAACCAUUACCAUUAUCACCAUCACUAGCCUCUUUGCCACUACCAUCAUCACCCAUCACUAGCCUCUUUGCCACUACCAUCAUCACCAUCACCAUCACUAUUACCAUCAUCACUAUCACCAUCAUUUUCACCAUCAUCAACACCAUCACCAUCAUUAUCUCAUC
Messenger RNA from Mandrillus leucophaeus (drill), 277 nucleotides. RefSeq names its product SERTA domain-containing protein 4-like. The annotation marks the transcript as partial. The transcript is spliced from 2 exons. The record is from RefSeq and is a predicted model, not a curated record. NCBI's taxonomy places the organism in Eukaryota, Metazoa, Chordata, Mammalia, Primates, Cercopithecidae.